Messenger RNA from Ostertagia ostertagi, 1146 nucleotides. The record is from the annotation of a GenBank genome assembly. Lineage: Eukaryota; Metazoa; Nematoda; Chromadorea; Rhabditida; Trichostrongylidae.
AUGAUUCAGUUUGGAAAUACUUGCUAUUGCAAUUCCGUCAUACAAGCACUGUACUUUUGUCGACCAUUUCGGGAAAAAAUUCUGCAGUAUAAGCAGCAGUUGAAGAAAUCAGCGUAUAGAAGUAUGCGUUUGUUACAUUGCCACUGUUUCUUUUCCCGUUACUCGUGGGAAGCUUUAGGAAGCCAAAAGGAGAACCUAGCAACCUGCCUCGCUGAUUUAUUCCACAAUAUAGCCACACAGAAACAGUUGUUCGACAACUAUAUGCAGCAAGAUGCCCACGAGUUUUUAAACUAUCUUCUUAACACGGUAUCCGAGACUUUGAUAGAGGAGAAAAAUGCCGAGCGUGAUCGUUUACUAAGGAAUGGAACCCUUCGCAAAGGAACACUAAAUACCGACAGAGGGCGCGACGAAACCAGCGGACCCUCCUCGAAAGUGGAUAAAACAUGGAUACAUGAAAUCUUCCAGGGAACACUUACGAACGAAACACGCUGUCUGUGUUGCGAAACAGUAUCGAGCAAGGAUGAAGAUUUUCUCGAUUUGUCUGUGGACAUAGAUCAAAAUGCUUCCAUCACACACUGCUUGCGAGUAUUCAGUGAAACAGAAACCUGUGUGGGAACCAGCGUAGGCUCCAUCUGCUUCGCUUAUUUAUUUGGAUAUGUUGUUUUAAAUACUUUUGCGAAACUUGUUCAUCAAAGCAGGAAGCUCAAAAAAGAAUGCGUAUCAAACGACUACCAUAUGCUGGCAUUACACUUGAAAAGGUUCAAAUAUAUGGAUCAAUUAAGUCGUUACACGAAACUUUCACAUAGAGUGCUGUUUCCUCUAGAGCUGCGUCUGUUCAAUGUGAGCGAUGACGCGUCGAAUGGUGAUCGUCUUUAUGAUCUAGUUGCGGCGGUCGUCCAUUGUGGAGCUACACCUAAUCGAGGCCACUAUAUCACUAUUGUCAAGAGUAACUCAUUUUGGUUGCUAUUCGAUGACGAUAUUGUGGAUAAAAUGGAUAUUUCUUCAAUGGAGGACUUUUUUGGACUGUCAGACGGCGGGCUACAGAAGAACUCCGAGUCAGCCUACAUUCUGUUCUAUCAAGCCCGGGAUUGUCCAGAUUUACUGAAGUCGAACGGAUCCGCCUUCUCGAACCAUGCUUCAAUUUAA